Molecule: messenger RNA, 2257 nt
Organism: Diachasma alloeum
Lineage: Eukaryota; Metazoa; Arthropoda; Insecta; Hymenoptera; Braconidae
Gene: Pof
Exons: 5
Coding region: 129-1970 (613 amino acids)
Molecular function (GO): RNA binding
Source: RefSeq, a predicted model, not a curated record
AUGAGUAGUAAUUGAUGCGCUUCGACUGCAGCAUAAUAUUGUAAGAAAACUAGAAAAUCGAACCAAUAACAGCUGCGAAUAAAAAUUGAAUUUGAAGAGGCUGUAAUAAGUACGAGGGUGUCAACGUUAUGAAUCGUUUGAUAAACGAAGAUAAUAGCGGAAUAAAAAUGGCAUACAGCGAGUCAGAGCCACAGACAGCCUCAUACGGAUAUGAAACUGCAUAUCCAACAUACACAAAUGCAUCUAGUGGGCAAACAGUGACGCAGCCACUGCCCGGACAGCCGCCAUUGCCACCGAUGCCACCACCAGGAGCACUACCACCCAUGCCAAUGUUUUCCGCAAUGCCCCAAGUCCCCCAGCUCCAGACGUGGGGGCAUGCAGCCCCCUGGCAGUGGAUAACACCACAGGCCGCCGCUCCAAUACCACCGCAGCCCGCUCGAGACAUAAAUAAUGCGUUGAAAUCAUCUCGAGGAAAUUACGUGCGCAGGGACAGGUUCAAUCACAACAGGAACAAUGUCUAUGCGCAGAGAGGCUCCUUCAAUAGGAAUGAGAGGCGAAGGUUCAAGCAUCAACAGCAACCUGGACAGUUCGAUCCUACGACAGCGACUUAUUGGCAAGGCAUCGACUGGCAGAGGGCGAAUUUUGCUACGGCACAGGGGGAUGGGCUCAUUAAUCAUAUGAAUGCCCAAAUGCAAAUGAAGAGUGCGGCUGCUGCUGGCAGCGCCGAUAAAUCGGAUACUGGUGACCAAGAAGUGAAGAUAGUAUCGGAAGUACCUGUUAAAAAAACGAAGCAACGGAAGCCGAUGUCCCAAAGUUAUCCGAUAAGAAACUGGAAUUUAGAGGAUGCAAAAAGUGCAUUAAAAGUAGAAAAUGAAUAUAACCGAACCGUUCGAGCUCAAAGUCUAAUAAUAAAAUUCCCCGAUCCUGAUCUCAACAAAGAUAUCGUGAGAGAGUUCCACUCAGGCAUCCAAAACAUCCACUUCCAGAGUCCCAGUGGGCCACGAUAUUGUUUCAUUCAGAUGGCUGAAAAUGUAGAUAUAGACAAGGCCAUCGAGGAGUUGGAGAAGAUACCAUUUGGCGUUGGGCAUUUGAAGGUCGAGAGAAAAUCCCUGAGGGAUGAAGAUUAUCCACAACCAGAGGAAAUCGAUCCCUACACACUUUACGUGGGAAAUCUGCCGGAAUCAGUGAAUGUCAAUGAGGUGAAAAAUAAAUUUCCUACAGCAACGAGAGUUGAUGUGGGAUAUGCCCAGAAAAUGAGGAAUACUCGUUACGCAUUUAUUCGAUAUGCGAACGUCGAAGACUCGAUAGCAGCUUACAAACAGGCGCACGACCUCAUGUGGGAUACCAGGAGCAUUAUUGUGAGAUUCAGGCGGCAACGGGGCAACACUUGUUUACCCGGAGAAACUAAAAAUAACCCGAAAAAAGUCAAGGAUGAAGUGGAAGAGGGUGGAGUUAAGAAGGAGGGGGCCUCGUGUAAUGGCACUGAGAGUAAGACGAGGGGUGAUGCGAGCACGAGGGAUAAGAGCUCGAUACAAAGGGAUAAAACAUCGGUUGCGCCUGCUGCUGUAAUACAGCAGAAUCAACCAUGGACAUCAAAAUCGCCACCACAGGCCUCCGAGGCUGCCGAGCCUCCACCGACUAAAGAUUCUACUCCCCACCCUGAAGAAGAAAUUGGAAUAUUAACGGCGAUAAAAGAAGAGCCUCAAGAUUACGACGAACUGGACAUGUCGUAUAUUCCCAUGGGGGAUGACGAUUCUGACGAUGAAAACGACGAGCCCGACGAGAUCAAUUAUACCAAUGAUGAGAUGGACGAGAACGAUAAUGAACCGGAUGUCAACGACGAUUCCGAUAAUUUAACUGAUUUUGGAAUGAAAGAUAAGCAGGACGAUGAUACGAAUUCUGAUGCUCCUGAUCAUUUGGAUCACAUGUUCAGUGCCAUCACAGAUACAGCUGGAGACAUUGAGCUCUAAUUACCUUCUGUAUACGACAAAUAUGAAGUGACUCAACAAUGCAGAAAUGCUGGACUUCCAACAUUGAAACGAAUGAGAUUGUAAAUAUUAAAAAUUUGUAAAAUGCUUCUUCUGCGUGACAGCCAAAUAAUUAAUUUCCGUCUGUCUCGUUAUUAUUAACCACUCGUACAGUGAUACUUCCUGGGCAUUAACUUAUAAAUUUCUGGUAUUGACCAAAUGGAAAUUCCAACCGCCCAUUGGAGAACGCGUGAUACGUGUAAUUUUAAUGAUUGUAAAUUAAAACAUGA